Salpingoeca rosetta is the source of this 2493-nucleotide messenger RNA. RefSeq lists its product as uncharacterized. Gene Ontology annotation, molecular function: protein binding. Bases 1 to 2493 code for a protein of 830 amino acids. The transcript is spliced from 26 exons. NCBI's taxonomy places the organism in Eukaryota, Choanoflagellata, Craspedida, Salpingoecidae. The record is from RefSeq and is a predicted model, not a curated record.
AUGCAGACGGCCAAGUGGGAAAACACCAUCAAGGCUUUGAGCGGCAAGUACGGCCCAAAGCUGGUGGAAUUCGUCUUUUGCUGCAUCGCCGCCUCCCGAGAUGGCCUGACACUGGACGAGUUGGAAGACUUGUGUAGCUUGAAUGAGGAAGUGUUGAACGAGCAGUAUGAGCGACAGAACCUCGUGCCCCAGAUCAGACGAAUCCCCCAGACGGCAUGGACUGCGCUCCGUGACGACCUGAUGGCACACAUCUCUGCGCAGUAUCCGCCAGUGAGCGAGGUGCUGUCGUUUACGCAGGAGGAUAUGCUGAUGUACGUGCAAACCGAGUACCUUUCAAACCUGGAGCUCUUUGUCGACGUGCACACCAUCCUCGGCCAGUACUUCAGCGGCAAGUGGUCAGGUGACACAGCAAAGCCGUACGAGAACUCAGCCACACUGCAAGACCGCUUUUUCGCUCCCAAAGCUGCGUGCCAGUGGGACGACGUGGUUGAGAGCUGCUUCUCCAACUUUGAGUACAUGCGCAUGCGCAUCAUCGCCACCUCUCUCGACGAAGUCCUUGAAGACUUGGACGCGCUCCCAGAGCGUGUGUCUUCGCCCUUGGCUGGCGUGUUUGGCGCCAUUCAAGAAGCCAAGUUCGUCCUCGAAGCAGACCCUUACCAGCUCAUUUCCCAGGUUGCUGCCCGUCUCCUGCCACCGCUCAAGACCCCAGCACCUGUCAGAGGGUUCCUGUCUGUGAUCCUUGAGGGCGCUCGGCUCCGCGGCACCCUGCGUGACGCAGCACUCCUCCCUGUACAUGCGUGCAUUCCAAGCACACACGGCGCUUCGCUCGCAGACCUGCAGACACACAACUUUGCCGUGCGCGGCAUCGGGGCUGCUGGGCAUGAGGAUAUGUACGUGACUGUUUCUGACGAUAAGCGCACAAAAGUCUGGCGGCUCGGUAACCCAACGCCUAUUCAUGAUGUCGACAUUCUCGCAGACUGGGGCAGGGCCGCUGCAAUGUCGCCGACGGGGGAGUUUGUGGCGAUUGCCGGCUACGACGAGCGAAUUGUUGGCAUCAACCUGGCAACUGGCCAGACCACGUUUUCCCUCAAGGGCCACACGUCGUUUGUGAAUGCGCUCGCUGUCUUCUCCGAGGGAAAACUGCUCGUCUCCGCCAGCGACGAUUCUCUUGCGCUGGUGUGGGACCUGGUGCGCGGGGUUGAGCUGACCCGCCUCUCCGGCCACGAUGGCGGUGUGCUCAGCGUCGCUGUUGUUGGCGCGCGCCGCGUUGCAACCGCUGGGGCAGACGGCAAGCUGCGGCUGUGGGACAUUGACACUGGGGCGUGCUCCAAUGUUCUUCACGGCCACACAGGCGCUGUCCUCGCUGUUGCAGCAACAUCUCGCUUCUCACACAUCAUCUCCGGCGGAGAAGACAACAGCGUACGCAUUUGGCCGAUGCCUGGCAAGUCCACAGGCGACAUCAAGGAUGCGGAAGUCGUCUUCUCUGCACACUCUGCCGCCGUCACCGCCGUCUCACACACGCACACGGGCUCUGGGCUCAUUCUCUCCGGAUCAAAGGACCACACGAUUCGGCUGUGGAACUUUAUCAAGCGCACGCCCGUGUGUGUGUUCAAGUGCGCGAGCCCCAUCCUGUGCCUGUCUGUGAUUGCCAACUCGACUGUCGUCGUGUUUGGCACCGAGGCCGGAAUUACAGGGCAGCUGGAGCUCCAUCGAACGACGGAGAGUUUGCGGAACCGGGCGACGUUCCUGCCUGAUGACAGCGAAGACACUGCUGACAACGACAGAAGUGGGCAGCAGACAGCAGCAAACACAGGUGGGGUGGCCGAUCGACCGCCUCUCAGGAAGACGUCGUCCGCCAUUUCUGAUGACGCGUACGGGUUCGCGCGCUCCGCCCUUGCGUCUGUGAGCGAUGAUCUUGACAGCAGCAAGGACGCCCCAGCAUCUCCAUCGAGAACCAGGUCGCGGCCACAGUCGAUGGAGGCUGGGAUUGCGUUUUCGCAACUGCGGCAGAUGGCGAAGAACGAGAGCGACUUCAAGAAAGGGGACUACACUGACGCGUCGGAUGUGGAGAAGCAAGCACUUGAGCGGCAAAGCUCUUUCGAACAGAGGGUUCUGCACGAAGAGAACGAGGAAGACGAAGCGAAACCAAACGCAGCAACAGCUGCAAAGACGCCACAAUUGAAGGACGUUGAGCAGCCGGAGGGAUUUGCAGUCGAGGUCGCAGCGGCAGAGAACGGAAACGGGCAUGCGUUUGAGCCGAAAACGCUGAGCCGCCCCCGCGAAUUCCUCUCGUCCCGCAAGUUUGACGCCCUCGAAGCAACCAACCUCUCCGUCGAGGCAAAGCAGGCUGCGUUUGAGGCGCUGGUGCUUGGAGAGAACCCGGAAGUGCUGAACAUGGAGAUGGAGCAGCGGCAGCGGCGGCCAACAGCCCCGCUCGAACGGCUGCAGAUGGAGGAGGAGGCAAAGAGCAAGGGGUGCUGCACCCUGCUUUGA